UUAAACACUAGGAGGGGAGGAAGGAAAUCUACUAUCUUUUUUUUUCCUGUUUCGUUUCACACAUUUUAGUUCAGGCUUAUUUAAGUGCAGUAGUCGUAAAUAUGUUAUAUGUGAAAGUGACCUUGGUGAUGUCUGUGCUUGUGAAGGAGCUCCAGCUGACUACAAAAGAUGUCUGCUGGCUCUCUUAAAAAAGGCUACACUUAAAUAAAGUGCUUCAACUUUAUACUCCCAUUUCUAAAAUGUAAAUAAAGCCGUAAGUGCAGGAAAUCUUAAUCAAAUUCGUCCUCUUUUUCGCCUCAGCUGCCGUUCUCCCCUGCGAUUGGUCGGUGGAUGAUCACACGAACCUUAAACUAGAAACCAAUAGAAAGCCUCAGAAGCGCCACGAGACCGCGUGUUUCAGGAAGUCGGGACACGGCAGUUUGAGAUGCUGGCGGUGCAGUGUUUGAAACAGCCUUGAGCGGGAUUUUAUGAGGCAGGAGGCGCUGACAUGCGUGUCUACAUUAUUGUCGCUGCUGUGUUUUGGUGUGGUUAUGUGGACUCGCGGAAAGUAAGAGGAAUAUCCUCGUCCUAUAAAAGGUUCUACAGGGAGAGGAAGUCGUUUCUGUGCAUAGAUGGGUCGAGAAUGAUCCCAUUUGAGCAGGUGAACGACGAUUACUGCGACUGUGAAGAUGGCUCAGAUGAACCAGGCACUUCAGCCUGUCCUCAUGGCCGAUUCUACUGCACCAAUCUGGGUUUUCGCCCGCACUACAUCCCAUCAUCCAGAGUCAAUGAUGGCAUCUGUGAUUGCUGCGAUGCUUCCGAUGAAUACAACAGCCACACUCGCUGCCAGAACACUUGCUGGAAUCUAGGACAGAGAGAGAGGGCGUACGUGGAGGGCCAGAUGAGGACCUUGGAUGAAGGUUUGCGACUCAAGCAGCAGCUGAUUGAGGAGGGAGUGCUGCUCUGGAGGGAGAAACAGGCCCAGCUCAGAGAGCUCCAGCAGGUGGCAGAAGACCUGCAGGUCAAGUUGGAGGAACACAGGAGGAAAAAACACGAAGCCGACCGACUCAAAGAGCAAACAUUAAAGGCACUGGAAGCAGGGAACGGUGGUCUCAUCAGACAUCAGAACAGCUCCGUUACCAGCAUUUUCCAUUUAUUGGACACCAAUAAAGAUGGCAGUUUGACAGUGGAUGAAAUCAAGGCUAAAGUGGUGCUUGUCCACGAUGAGCAGCGUGUUCUCUCUGAGGGUGAAGCACUGGCUUUGUUGGACAGAGGUCACAGGAUGGAUCUCUCCAAGUUUCAGAGCACACUCUGGGACGUCCUGACGAGAGGCGACACUGUCAAAAUCAAAGACACGCAGGGUGCUCCAGGCAGUCUUUCCAGUGAAGAUCCUCACUUAAAGGCAGCUGACAGAGCUGCAGAGUGGGAGGCGACCAAUCUGAAGAAAGUGGAAGAAGCUUACGAGACAGUCAACAUGGAAAUAAGUGACUUACAGAAGAAGUUGGCCAUAGACUACGGAACAGACUGGGAAUUUCUGUUUUUGAACGGCCAGUGUUACAAGCUGAAAGUAUAUGAGUAUACUUAUACCCUGUGCCCAUUCAAUCAAGUUACACAAAAGAGCACGGCAGGAGUAGAGGUCUCAUUAGGGAUGUGGGGGAUGUGGACAGGAAAGCCAAAGAACCACUACAGUCAGAUGGUCUAUGAGAAUGGAGAGCCCUGCUGGCAAGGAGGUUCACGCAGUACUACAGUCACACUGACAUGCGGAACGGAGACAGCCUUGCGAUCAGUGAAAGAGCCCAGCAAAUGCCAGUACAUCAUGGACUUUCAGACUCCUGUGGCCUGUCAGCCGGUGCUAAAGCAGCAGGGUAUACACAGUGAACUGUGACCCAUUCCCUUACUGGCCUAGCCCAGAAUAACUUGGACCCCUUCCUCUCUUCUGCUGGCCCGCGGUGACAGGCUGGGGUCCUGAGGGUCCCCUCUGACAUCUGUGUUGUCAGAACAUAUAUACUUCCAAGGCAGUCUGGCUAAGGUCAGAGUCUGGUUUUCAGUAGCCACUUUAGUUUCCAUUGAUUGUUACAGUGCUGCUUUCUUGCUGUUACACUUUAAUAUCUAAAUAGAGCAUUUACUGAAUGAUUUAGUUAACGCAACGUGUUCAACAUUACUGUGUAUUCCCUGUAAGUGUUUGCACUCAAUGCUCAGCAAUAAGCAAUAUUACUGUGUAAAUAACGGGAGAAAGUGAAACCCAAUCUAUUGUAGGGUCUAAACACAUUUCUGCUAAUGUAAUUGUCAUUUUAAAUAACUGCUCAGUAAUAUGCACAAAUAAAAGGACUGUGUCCUUGCUCUUCAUUAUAAUGACUGCCUUAUAAAAAUAGCCUUCCUUAACAUCGAGGAUAUGUUGUAUGUUUCUUAUGUUGAGCAAAUGAAACUUAUAAAUAAAUCAGAUGAUCUUCCCAGAAGGAGCUGCAUGUUCAGCCGUUUCCUGGUGCAGUUUAGCAUAAAGCUAAAUGAUUCUGUGAAAACUACAAAACAAAAACAAACAAAAGAGUUGUCGCUCUGGUUGACAUUUUUCCUCAUUGCAGUAAACAUGUACUUUAUAAUUUAUAGUCCCUUUACUGUAACAAUUCAGUACCAAAUGUGUGUUGUUCCACAGCUGAAAACAGUUCCCAAUAAAUGUUUCUUACUACUCCUGAAACCAACAAUACCCAGCUCUUAUAGGCUUCAGUCACACAGGCCUAGAGACUGGUUGGCAACCUCUGAUCACUUAUAGAAGAUUGUGUAUUUCACAUUUGCUUUGGUGGACACCAACUUGUUUACAAACACUCACCAACUACUUGCCAAGCGGUAGCGAAACUUGGGCUACGUCCACAUGUAUGCAAUGUUUCGAUCACUGAAGACCGAGAUUCUUAUAAAUUCCUGCCAGGAUUGAGAUUUUAGAAAACUCGUUUUUUGCGUUUACUUGUGGACGAGGAAAACUGAGAUUUAGUCACGCUACGUCAAAGGUGUGCGCCUUUUAUGAUGACGCUGUGCGUACAUGAGAUGAAUUUCUACAGUGGCGGAUAUGAACAAAACACUGUUGCUGUUAAUCUUACUAUCUGCAGUUUUUACACUCUUACAUAUACACACACAGUUAC
This is a messenger RNA of Pundamilia nyererei, 3110 nucleotides long. RefSeq names its product glucosidase 2 subunit beta-like. NCBI's taxonomy places the organism in Eukaryota, Metazoa, Chordata, Actinopteri, Cichliformes, Cichlidae. The record is from RefSeq and is a predicted model, not a curated record. The transcript is spliced from 15 exons. The coding region runs from base 488 to 1864 and encodes 458 amino acids. Gene Ontology annotation, molecular function: protein binding; calcium ion binding. Gene Ontology annotation, biological process: N-glycan processing; liver development. Gene Ontology annotation, cellular component: glucosidase II complex.